GCAAUUUGUUCAUAAAUUGGUUAAUAAAGAUUUUGGUGUGGGUUAUGUGUAUGUGCUCAACUUUCCGGAUUCGUGGAUUGUCGUCUAGCCUUCCAAAAUGGAAGAGGCAGCAAUGGUUUGCAGCUACUUCUAAUAUGGUAUUCUAAAUAAAUAUUUUUUUAAAAAAAAUCGUAAAUUAUUUGGAAAAUCACUUUAAAACUUGGAAACUUUUUUUUUUUUUUUUUUUUUUAAGGCUUAGAAAUUUUGUUAUUAAUUCUAACACAGAGAGAGGCUCCACAAUGUUAAUGUCCAAUCUGAUUGUUGAGGUGCUAGGUUGUAUGGCACGUGGUGGAUUUUGUGCAGGUCUCUUCCAUUUAAUGAAACAAUGGGAACCCAUUACUUGAGGUUCACUAAAUGCCAAUUGGGUACCCAAUCCAUAUUUAUGGUAGCCAAAGUGGUACUUUUUCUUCAAUUGUUUCUCUCAGUGGAGAGGGUUUUGUGUUUGGAAACCCAAACGGGACAAAAAAGUGUCAGUCACAAAGAACACAUGUAGCGCUUGAAGCAAAAGCCCUCGUUCAGAAUAUGAAACAUCAUUAGAUCAAAACGAACAUACGAGCCAAAUGUGUAUUUAACUUCAUUCGAAUCCCAGGAAAAAGCGAAGAGGCAUUUUUUUUUUAAUAUACAGUCUCAAAACGAGAGAGACAGAGACGCAGACACAGAGACAUUGAUAAAGACACAGGGGAGAGUUUGUGGAGAGCAAGAGAAAGAGAGAUAGAUGUUGUGGGUGGUGAAUCAUCAGUCUGCAAAAUGGAAGAGAACGCGUAUAUGGGGAGGAGCAUUGCUGUGUUGGAUGUUUUUCAUGUUGGCCACCCCUAAGAUUCCUCACUCCCCCAAGCAUCACCAUUUCGCAGAUAUGCGCAAUUUCUUUGGAGUUCCUAACACGUUGAAUGUCGUCACUAAUUUCCCCUUUUUGGUUGUGGGUGUACUGGGAUUUGUUCUCUGUGUUCGAGGUGAUCUUUUCACUAUAAGUUUGCAAGGAGAAGUUUGGGGUUGGGCAUUAUUCUAUGCAGGAACUGCAUGGUUAGCUUAUGGUUCGGCUUAUUAUCAUUUGAAGCCUAGUGACAGUAGAGUAAUGUGGGACAGCUUUCCGAUGAUGGUCGCAUACUCCUCUCUUUUCUCUAGCUUCAUAGUAGAGAGAGUGGGGGAGAAGAUUGGGCUAAGCUGUCUGUUUGCACUUCUUUUUGGUGCUUUCCUCUCUACCGCUUAUGAAAGAACUUAUAAUGAUCUCAGGUUGUGCAUGAUGUUCCAGCUGAUCCCAUGCAUAGCAAUUCCCGGUAUGGCAUUUGUGUUCCGACCCAAAUAUACCCACUCAAAAUAUUGGCUUUGGGCAACAGGUGCAUACCUUCUAGCCAAAUUUGAAGCUGUUGCUGACAGGAAAAUGUACCAUGCAACUAAUUACAUUAUCAGUGGGCACUCAUUGCAGCAUUUAUGUUUAGCAGCAGUCCCUGCUCUGCUCAGUAUAAUGCUCAUGCGUAGAAACAUCAAACUUAAAGGAUUAGGAGACCUUAAGGAGCGUGUAUGAAGUAAGGUGAGAAAUGAUUGCAUUUUCAUAGUAGUGGCUGCAUGGUCGGUGGAUCCAAGAGAAUUCUCAGUUAAAGGCAAGUCCUUGGGCUUGGAGGUGAAGUAUGAUCUUUUGUUAUCAUCCAGUGCCAGGCGACUUACAACUGCUAUGAAGGAUUAGAAGAGUUCAUUAUUUUCGGGAUCAAUAAAAAAGUUUCCAAGGCAGAAGAAAAUAUGGGACCUUGAUCCACCCCAGUUUUGUAUAGCUUGGUGGCUUCUGGUCUGCAUUGUGUGCCCAAUCGAAAUCUCGCUGGACUAUGAGGAGAGACUUUUUCUGGCGUUUCUCCAUAAAUGAUAGAAUUCUUGCCCUGUUUGGUCGUGAACUAAAAAAUUGCCUUCCCUGUUUUAGAAACAAAAAUUGUUCUUUAAAUGAACAUUUGUGUUUCUAAAACCAGAAAACCAAUAUUUUUAUUUUAAAAAAAAAUUCAUUCAUGACCGAACAAGCUUCUUAGGCCCGAAUUUUUAACAGCGUAAUAACUGUCGGAUUGUAGAAAAUAGAUAAUUUGAUUGCACAGGCCCUUUUAAAGUGGGCUUGAUGACACAAAUUAGAGUUUCAUUUGUAAUUGGAGUCGUAUUUUUAACCAUUUGCCCUUUAUUAUAUAGUUUUUGUGAUGUAAAAGGCUGGUGAAAUUAAAUGCUUGAUCGGUGCCAUUGUUA
Molecule: messenger RNA, 2256 nt
Organism: Ziziphus jujuba (common jujube)
Lineage: Eukaryota; Viridiplantae; Streptophyta; Magnoliopsida; Rosales; Rhamnaceae
Exons: 8
Coding region: 755-1561 (268 amino acids)
Source: RefSeq, a predicted model, not a curated record